GCUCCCUUUGAAGAUAUUUUUGUACUUUAUAAAGAGUUCAACACUGGGGCUUGAUUUGACUAAUCUAAACAGACAUGGAUUUUUAGGACAAGACACAUCCUGUCCCCAUAUUUUCUAUAGAAAUUUAUAUAAAGCAGUGGUUGUCCUGCUUGGGCAAUGUAACCAACUCAUCAGCAAGCUUUGAUGAUUUGAAUCAGCUGUGUGGUGCUAAGGGAAAAACCAAAACGUGCACCCAGGUGGGGGGGCACCAGGACCGAGUUUGGGAAACCCUGCCCUAGUAGAUAUCUGCAGCGUGGAGGUAAACAUUAUUGUGGUAAAAGAGAGAGAAAACUAACAGUUUAGAACAGGAAGUGACUUACUUUUACGUCAUGUAGUCGGGGUGGGUUCUUCGAUGAGAUUAAAGUAGAUUCACACAAGGAAAAGUUGCAGCAGCAAUGAGAGAAUUGAAUGAGGGCUGAUUCGAAGCACGCGCGCAUCAUCAAAGGACACGCUCCGCUGAAAACACCCAGCACGCGCAUUGCCUACAUGAGUUAAACGGAAUUUACAGCACGGGGUUGUGGAACUUUGCAGGAUGUUGCCAUGGCUCCAGGGGUAUACUGUUACACUUGUAUAGAAUAGCUGAUGGGACACUGUAACAAAACUGAUUGAUACAUUGGAAGCUUUCCUUGGUACAAGAACAGAAUGACAGCUCGGACACAGCUCCCCGAACCGAGAAAACUUUACUAUAUGGUGAAGUCUGUGCUUUGCUCAGCAAUGGAGAAUACUGGGCAAAAUUAGAAGAUUCAUGGCUACAGUUGGAUGUUCUUUGCCUUUUCGCUAAGAUGACACACACACAGAGAGAGGGCAAGGAGACUUUGCGGAGAAGGGCAAGUACUCCUAUCCCUGCCUCUCAUCAGCCGGGGACGAGAGGUAGAGACCCGCCAGCCGACCCCCAUCACCCUCCGCUUGGCCAGUCCGCCUCAUACCAUCCCGGAGACAAGUCUCUCCACUGCCGCGCCAACUGGUCAUCUGAUGACUCGGAUAAUGACUCGGAUGGCUCAGGAGCAGAUUGUUUGUACCACGUUGUUUUGCUAGGAGACCACGGUGUUGGAAAGUCGAGUCUUGCCAAUAUCUUUGCUGGCAUUCAGGAAAAGGAUGCUCACGACCAUACGGGAGAGGACACCUAUGAGAAAACCAUGAUUGUAGAUGGAGAGGAGACCACCCUCAUCGUCAUGGACACCUGGGAGAACGAGAAACAGGAGGAGGAUGAGAAAUGGGUCCAGGACUACUGUAUGCAGGUGGGCAACGCCUACGUCAUAGUUUACUCCAUCACGGACCGCAGCAGCUUCGAGAGUGCCUCUGAGUUACGCAUCCAGCUGCGGCGCAUACGGCAGGCCGAGAACAUUCCCAUCAUCCUCGUGGGCAACAAAAGUGACCUGGUCCGCUCCAGAGAAGUGGCUGUAGAAGAGGGCCGUGCAUGCGCCGUGGUGUUCGACUGCAAGUUCAUCGAGACAUCCGCUUCGCUCCACCACAACGUGCACGAGCUCUUUGAGGGCAUCGUCCGGCAGAUCCGCCUGCGGCGAGACAGCAAGGAAACCAACGAACGCCGGCGCUCCGUCUACAAGCGCAAGGAGAGCCUCGCCAAGAAGGCCCGCCGCUUCCUGGACCGCCUAGUGGCCAAAAACAACAAGAAGAUGGCGCUGAAGGUUCGCUCCAAGUCCUGCCACGACCUGGCCGUGCUGUAAUGGUUGCUGUGUGACCAAGUGGUUCACGCCGACAGUGGUCGCAGACUUCAACUCUCCUCUUUGCCCUGAUGCUGUGUUCUUCGGGCGGCCAUCUUGUGGGUCAAAUCCUUAAACCAACCAACGGCUGUAUUGUACUGUCUAGAGAGACUAAUUCUUUGCUCCAACCCCCUAGUGGUAAAGGGGAUGGACGUUGUUAUUUUCUAUUUAUUUCAGCCAUUCAAAGCAAUUGAGAUGAGAAAAUGUGAGGCAAUGGAGACUUUUUUGUUGCUAUAUCACAAAUCUGCUGAGAGUGAGUUUGCUAAACAGACACCUUAUCAACUGUUUGCCUUACAUCUAAGUCAAUAGAUUCCUAGACCAGUGUAUCCAGACAUAGAUGGCAUUUGAAGUCCUUUACGGUCUCCUUUGAGAAGGGUUUCUAAGAUUAUUGAGGUAUGAAAUAAUCAUUUUAUUUUCUACCAAAGAAAGUGCUUUGAACACACCGUAUGAUGUAUUUUUGCCAUGAGGAAAGCAAUGCCCACUUAGGUACUUUUAAGCAGACGUCACUAAUGAUUUGAUUUCAAGGUUUUGCACUAUGGGAGACAGUCAUGUGUUGGGAGGAACCAAUGGACAUUAUUCUACAACAACCAAGAGAGCUCUGGUUUAAGACUUCUGUUCUGUCUAUGAGCCCAUCAGUUGACAGCUAAAUGACAUGUGAAUGCCGAUGUUGUUUGGGAAUCGAACACCAUCGUGAACUUUCCAAAAGGAUGAUCCCGUCCACACCUUCCUUUACAAGCACCUCCUACGCUGGAAGGACCAGUGGGGUGUUAACAGUACAACUGUAAUGGAUGCUUUUGAAGAGGCGUGGUCUGAUUGACCACAGUCAAAAAACACCAUUGUAUGAUGACAUGGUCCUGAAGAGACCAAAGAAGAAAAAUGUUGAGUCUUCAAUGUGUGUGUGUGUGUGUGUGUGUGUGUGUGUGUGUGUGUGUGUGUGUCCUGGUUGGGUUGGAAAGAGGUAUUAUCACUUUUGUACAAAGUUUGUAAAUACAGUACAUAAAUGUCAAGGAUUUUUAUGAGAAAAUAAAGGAGUAGGAAAUAUAUUACCAC
Messenger RNA from Oncorhynchus kisutch (coho salmon), 2810 nucleotides. RefSeq names its product GTP-binding protein REM 1-like. Gene Ontology annotation, molecular function: GTP binding; calcium channel regulator activity; GTPase activity. The record is from RefSeq and is a predicted model, not a curated record. Gene Ontology annotation, cellular component: plasma membrane. The transcript has 6 exons. Lineage: Eukaryota; Metazoa; Chordata; Actinopteri; Salmoniformes; Salmonidae. Gene Ontology annotation, biological process: negative regulation of high voltage-gated calcium channel activity. Bases 822 to 1724 code for a protein of 300 amino acids.